Opisthorchis viverrini is the source of this 1216-nucleotide messenger RNA. RefSeq lists its product as hypothetical. The transcript is spliced from 5 exons. The coding region runs from base 265 to 879 and encodes 204 amino acids. The record is from RefSeq and is a predicted model, not a curated record. Lineage: Eukaryota; Metazoa; Platyhelminthes; Trematoda; Opisthorchiida; Opisthorchiidae.
CCCCGCCCACCAAGGUAAAGCUCUUUCUGAUGGAAACACUGAAUGAGAAAAGCCUACAACGCUUUGUUGGCAUCGUUGUUUCGAGAUCCAUUCUAAAAUUUAUUCAUUCCCUACAGCGGGUCUUUCCUCGAACCUUCGUUGUCGGUAUAUCAAGCCGUUUUUCUGUGGGAUCCAGCGGUCUAUCCCAAAAACGUAAUUUCAACGUACAAACUUACUUGGUUUGGUGUAGAGUUUUCUCCACUUCAACGGAAAGCCCACUCCAAAAUGUCAGUAGUCACACUGCAUGACAUUCCACCAUGGAACGACUCUCCCGAAGGUCAAGAAGCUGCAAAUGGGCAUGCACCCUCGGCUCUGGGCAUGCGCAUUAGUUUAUGGCGUGGAGACAUAACAAAACUGAAGCUGGAUGCUAUCGCCAACGCGGCGAACAAGCAUCUACGUGGGGGCGGUGGUGUGGAUGGAGCUAUUCACCGGGCGGCUGGUUCUAACCAACUUCACUCGGCUUGCAUGGCUCUGAACGGCUGCCCAACCGGUAGUGCGAAAAUCACUCAAGGAUUUGCCCUACCGGCCAAAUUUAUCAUACACUGUGUCGGUCCAUAUGGGGAGAAUCCACGUCAUCUUCAAGGAACUUAUGAACGAGCUCUCCAGCUUUGCACGGAGAACAAUCUAACAUCCAUUGCUUUCCCUUGCAUUUCAACUGGCGUAUUCCACUAUCCCCAAGAAGCCGCUGCCAAAGUGGCCAUUUCUACAGUAUUGUCGUAUUUGUCUCAACACACAGAUAUCCAACGCGUAGUAUUUUGCGUAUUUUUACAAGAAGAUUAUGACAUCUAUAAACGGCUGUUGCCCGAAGCACUUUCUCAGCGGGCGUCGAAUCCAGGAUAAACUUGAUCAAUUCAUCCUCUUAACUGAGAUCAUGCCCUUAUGUUUUGCUUUGUUACUGCAUAAUUUUACUUUGUAUUACUCUAUAAUCUGCACGUCAUUACUGAGAAUUCACACAUUCUCAUGAGGAUUCAUGCUGUUUGGAAACCACCGUACGUCGCUCAUGCUCCCUAAACCAAAGCAAAAGGAAAAUGGUAUUGCAAUCAGACUUCAUUGUGCUUUUUAACGCAAUCAGCUUGUUUACUGUGUAUGUUUGGCCAGCAGCUAUGAACCCAGAUUGAAUGGCGCGUCAGUCUUUUCACUGAAAACAAGACAAUGUGCACUGGGAAUGUUGCGCGAG